CAAGUCGGUGAACAAAAUCAACAACAACAACAACAAGCCCAGCAACAAGUUCAACAAAUAAAUGCCCCUGGUGGAGAUGCUAAAGAGGGGAUGAAAAAUGCUACAACAGUGAAAAAGGAUACCACUUUGAAAAAUACUACCAUUUUGGAUAGUACUACCGUUUUGGAAAGCACAAAUAAAACACUGGUUGAAACAAAACUUGAUAAUGCUCAUUUGAAGAGCAAGACACAAAUCAAUGAAUCUAACCCCAAUAUCACCAGUACCACGCUUCCUUCCAUUGAUGUCCCUAAAUCUAACAAGACAAAAACUGAGAAAGUUGAUCCAAAGGUUGAGAAUAAUGCCAUGGAAGAAAAAGAAGAGGCACAGAACCAGCAGCAACAAGCUGAAAACGGAGCAGAUGAACACUCCAACAAAGCAGCUGAGGAAGAGGCUAAGGUAAAUGAUGUUGAACAAAAGAAUAUUGAUGAUGUGAAAAACCGUGCAGUUGAGGAAGAAGAGGACGAACGUGUUGAAAAGGUUGCGGCUAAUGCCGCCCCUGGUGGUGGUGCACAUGAAGAGGUGGGGGAUGGUAAUGGGGUAGAUAUUGACCAUAAGGAUAAAUUGGAAGACGAUGCAGAGGAGGACGACAAUGAGGACCAAGAAAACCUCGCUGAUAUCAAAGAUGAGGAGGAUGAAGAAGAUGCUGCUGAAGAUGGUGCUGAUGAGGGUGAUGAUGAUGAUGGAGCUGUAGAUGGUGAUGAUGCAGUUAUAGAUCGUGAUAAUGCAGCUGUAGAUGGUGACAAUGCAGAUGUAGAUGCUGACAAUGGGGCUGAUGCUGAUGAAAAUGAUGCCCAGGAUGAAGCUGAGGAAGGGCCUCCUAAGGCGAAACAAAAUUAAAAUCCCUGGCAAGCACAGUCCUGUAGUAAUGCAUGGCUGAUAUCACUGAAUGCUGAAUGCAGAUUAACAUAUGCUUGGAAUAGCAGCUACACAUACUUAUUUUUAAACUCUGGCCAAGAUGUUGAUGGAGAUAAUGAAGAUGAAAGUACAUGUACUAUAUAUGCAGGCGCUUCUACAGAAUCCUUGAUAGAUGUGUUGCUUAGCAAAGGGUUUUGGUUACUUGUUUUGAUCUUAGCUUUUAAAUUGUUGAAAAUCAUGAUUUUGAUUGGAAAAUCUAAAGAAGUUUGAUUUCAUUUCACAUUCUGUGGACCCCUGUUGUUAAUGGGCCUACAUACUCCACUGGACAUUGAGUCUGACUUGCAUCAAAUCUAUUUUGUCACUUUGCUUUGUUUCCUAAAACUAUGUUUGAAAAUGAUCCGAAAGACAACAGAUUUGAUGCAAGACUGUUGGAGUGGAAAAUUCUAAAAAUGAUUUAUGAUGGAUUUGUCCAAUUUUAGUAAGUAAGAGCACUUGAUGCCAUUGCUACUGUUAAUCUAGUAAUACUGUGAGACACCUAGCUUGUAAUGCUGAUUGAAAAUGCACUGUAUUACCACUAUAUUGUAAUUUUGGAAUGUAAUCUGCUCAAUUCAAAUGGCAAUUUCACUAAGAACAAUUUAAUUGAUGUAUUUGUAAACUCUAUAAAUGUCAGAGUAUGAUAACAUAAAACAUUGAUAAUAUCUAAGAAUUUUUGGCCCCUGCUAAAACCAUCAUACCAUGUGCUAGGUCCUGCUGAUACCAUGAUUUGAUGAUACAGAAAGGAUAGCACAUAGUACACGGGGACCUCUUUAAUACCCCCAGUAAUUCUAACGCAUGUUUGAUUGUAUAGAAGGAAUACACAUGAAUACAAUUUUAUUUAUUACAAGUAUAAGAUAUCAGAUGCAUGAAAUCCCUGUAGACAUUUCUAGUAAACUAAAGCACGAAUGAGCAUGUCAGUAGCCACAACUGUUACACAGCCAAUAUAA
This is a messenger RNA of Owenia fusiformis, 1877 nucleotides long. The record is from the annotation of a GenBank genome assembly. Lineage: Eukaryota; Metazoa; Annelida; Polychaeta; Sabellida; Oweniidae.